GCUGCCUUCUUCCGAGAGAUACCAUUGCAUACUUGAGAAGAAGUCAGCAUUUGAUUGACAGGAGUAUGUAUAAGCUUGAAUGCUACAACUAUUUUCUUCAGUCCCGAAGUCCAAGAUGAUAGCAUCUGAUUAACGUUGCUUAUACAGAUUGAUUCGCGAGACGAGAUUCUUAGCCAGUUGUGGCUUUGUGCACGAUGUCUGUUCAAUAUACUGAAGAGCUCUCUUCCAGCCCUAGACAGAUGAGCUCAUUUACGAACCUGUCUUUCGACGAGCUCCAUGGCACCACCCUUAAUUCUGCCAUGGGUGGCUCAAUGGUAGAUCCUACUUUCUCCGGUCGACUGCGUGGAUGGCCUAGACUAGCCAAGGCUAUGUCAGAGUACGACGAAUCCAAAGUUCGGGACUGUAAGGAGGACAUGGAUACUCUGUUGGUAUUUGCUGGCCUUUUCUCUGCGGUUCUGACGGCUUUUAACGUUGAAUCGUACAAGGAUCUGCAGACCGAUCCAGCCGAGGUCACGAAUCUCCUGCUUGUGCAGAUAUCGCAACAGCUCAACAGUUUCAAUAUAAAUGGUGGCUCUAUCAAUUCAACUAUACCCGCUUCCAUCGCGCUUCCCUCUCCCUCUCCCUCCCCCGAUGCCUGGUCAGUCCACAUCAAUUCGUUAUGGUUUUCAGCACUGGUGUGCAGCUUGGUCACGGCUUCACUAGCCAUGCUCGUAAAGCAAUGGUUACGCGAAUACAUGGCUCAAGACAAUAUCGCACCUCGAUGUCGUACCAGAAUACGAUUCUGGAGGUGGUUAGGACUCACCAAAUGGCGCGUAUUCGAAAUUGCCGCAUUCCUUCCCAUGCUUCUACAACUUGCACUGUUCCUAUUCUUUGCUGGCCUUUGCAUCCUUCUUCUGUCCCUUGACACCGCAGUGGGCUGGGUCGUGACAGCGCUCAUUAGCAUUUGGGCAUCGUUAUACCUCUCGGUAACCAUAGCUCCGGUGUUCUCAUCGAAGUGUCCUUACAAGACACCACUUCUGAGAACUGGACUUCAGAGUAUUCGCCGCAUGAUAACCAUCUUGAGAAACACCCUAUUCUGUGGGCCCUCAUAUCCCGUAUCGCGAGGAGAGGAGGAAAUGGUCCGCGAGGACAUGUCGCUUGAUGUACCCAUUCUCGUCGCUGCGGACGCGACAAUGAUGGACGACGAGUUCAUCGGAACUACCAUGCGAGAGUGUCUUCUCGAAGCUGACGGGAGGGAGGUAGUUUCGUGCGUUCGGGAAGUUAUCUCUCGCCAUGCGGAUAGAGAGCUGAAUGACCUUGCUGACGUUCGCAUAACGGAUUUACGACGGAUGACCAAUGUCGGUCGCUCAGCAGUUGUAAAUAUCCUCAUUGAUGCUGUUCAUCGGGAGAUGAAUCAGCGAGAGGAGAACAAGCAGGCAGUGGAAUGGGUCACAUGGAUAUCUUCUGCCUUAACAUGUAUCGGAUCUGCACUGCUACCCUUGUUUGCUGCAUCACGAAGGGCCAGUCCACAGGCUGCGGAAGCUCGAGCAGGUCAUCUACUUAUCCGGCUACUUGGGGAGAAUGAAAGAACCGCGAGGGGCGUAGUGGAAGUUCUCGCGCGCUCUCGUUAUGCACGACUGCCAUCAAGUUUCUCGCUCACCGAGAUCAUCAGUAAUAAAGCGAUUCCAAACCUGAUAUCAGGAAGUACUGCUUGUUUGCAAGCGGAGACGGUCGAACCUCUUCACCUGUGUCAAAUUGUUCUCUACCUUACACUAUUCAUGCAAGACAGCUCAAUCAAGAUCUGUCAGGAUGAGUUCAGCAAGCUAUUACGGACAAUACAUUCUGCUGUUGAGCGUCAACACGCUCAAGCACCCAACUUGGACAUCUAUCCCGCCGACCUGUGUUUGAAGUACGGACACAAGCUUAACACUAGGCAUCCCGGCUUUGUUGAUCCCCAACUACUCUCCUUGCUUUCGAGCAUCUACAAUACCCGAGUGUAGCAUUGGUCCCCAGGGCAUAAUGCAUUCUGAGUCGUCAGUCACUUUCUUGAUAGGUUUGGUUGAUUAGACAUCGCAUAGGAUUUAUAGAUACCAUCCGGGAUGUCUUAAGUAGUACGUGUAGCUCAUAGUCAACUUGACAGGAAAAAUUAAUAUAUACGGCAACUACUAUAUGCUUGGUAGAGCUGUAACUCUCGCCUAUCACGGCAAGCACGACCUAAUCGGCCGCUUAGUCAAAUUGUGUGCAGAUGGUUGGGCGGAUUGCCGUUUCGCACGCCAAUCUGACCGCCCGGAAGACCGGAAAGUAGAUUCUAAUUUUACACAACUAUUUGUUUGUAUGGUAGAUGUUUUACCGCAAAUACAGUAUAUUGUCUAUG
Messenger RNA from Somion occarium, 2353 nucleotides. Lineage: Eukaryota; Fungi; Basidiomycota; Agaricomycetes; Polyporales; Cerrenaceae. The record is from the annotation of a GenBank genome assembly.